AUGGGAAGGAGAGGAAUGAGAGAUGGGGAGGAGAGGAAAGAGAGAUGGGGAGAAGAUGAGGGAGAAAUGGGAAGGAGAAGAAUGAGAGAUGGGGAGGAGAGGAAGGAGAGACGGGGAGGGGAAGAAGGAGAGAUGGGGAGGCGAGGAUUGAGAGAUGGGGAGAGGAAUGAGAGAUGGGGAGGAGAGGAAAGAGAGAUGGGGAGGAGAGGAAAGAGAGAUGGGAGGAGAGGAAGGAGAGAUAGGAAGGAGAGGAAGGAGAUAUUGGAGGAGAGGAAUGAGAGAUGGGAAGGAGAGAUGGGGAGGAGAGGAAAGAGAGAUGGGGAGGAGAGGAAAGAGAGAUGGGAGGAGAGGAAGGAGAGAUGGGAAGGAGAGAUGGGAGGAGAGGAAGGAGAGAUGGGGAGGAGAGAUAGGAGAAAUGGGGAAAGGGAGAGAUGGGGAGGAGAGGAAGGAGAGGAGAGAUGGGAAGGAGAGGAAAGAGAGAUGGGAGGAGAGGAAUGA
This is a messenger RNA of Ostrea edulis (European flat oyster), 498 nucleotides long. RefSeq lists its product as uncharacterized. The record is from RefSeq and is a predicted model, not a curated record. NCBI's taxonomy places the organism in Eukaryota, Metazoa, Mollusca, Bivalvia, Ostreida, Ostreidae. The coding region runs from base 1 to 498 and encodes 165 amino acids. The transcript has a single exon.